AACCUCCGCACUGGUACUUUGGUGUCAUUUGGCAGUCUUUCCUUUCUGGGUUAUCAACGUUACCGACCGAACCAACUUUGUCGCCUUAUCCCACGUACGGACACACGUACGGACAUACCGUACGUACACCAACACAAGCAACGCCCAAGCCCCACCCAAAUGAAGGCCCAGGAAGGGUGCCCAUGCCCAUGUCCAGCGCCGAAUGAUCCAGCCAAAGACAUUCCACACCCUUUUCCAAUACACGCCGUUGACUCAAAGUACUUUGUCUACGAUGUAGAGAUUGUCACCCAUCUCCGCAUCUCCCACCAAAUGUGCGGAGUCCUGAUUGGUACUCUCCCUCAAGCACCCCAACAGAAUCUCUUCCUCGGUCUACCAUUAGAGCUCAUGACCGAGGAAGCCGCUCUCCUCCUUGAACAAGGGCAUGCAUUUGUGGUGGAUGACUGUGUGGCACAUCAGACUGCUACUGCCCGUAUCCAGGAAGCAGAUCGGGUUGCGUUCUUGGCGGAGCGGGCGGCAGAGACACAGAAGCAGCAUGAAGAGUGGUUGGAGAAUGAGAGGUUGAAGAGGGAGACAUAUACGAAGAAGAAGCCAGGCAAAGAGAAGUCUACAGCAGAACCGAAACAGAUCAUGGAAGACACGACUGAAGACUCGAUGAACCUCUUCAAUUCAGCAGCACAAGACUCAACUCCCAAAACUCCCACAGAAACAGCACUUGAGCCAAGAGUCAUCAUUGUCCCUGCCCAAUCCACCACACUAACCCACGACCUUCCCACAUCAUCUACAGCAGCACCUCCACAACCAGAUCCAGCACGCUAUGCACUCUACAAACAUCUCCAUGCCCGUGGAUACUACUCGUCCCCAGGUCUCCGAUUUGGAGCACAUUAUCUGGCAUAUCCAGGUGAUCCACUACGCUAUCACUCGCAUUUCGUCGCGAAUGGGUUGGAGUGGGGUGAGCCUGUGCCGUUGGUGGAUGUGGUUGGAGGUGGAAGGUUGGGAACUGGAGUGAAGAAAGCUUGGUUAAUUGGUGGUGAGAAUCCAGAGACACAGGAGGGGAGAUGUUUCUCUGUGGAAUGGGCUGGGUUUGGAUAA
This is a messenger RNA of Saitoella complicata NRRL Y-17804, 1089 nucleotides long. Its product is annotated as SEN34 subunit of tRNA-splicing endonuclease. The record is from RefSeq and is a predicted model, not a curated record. Gene Ontology annotation, biological process: tRNA splicing, via endonucleolytic cleavage and ligation; tRNA-type intron splice site recognition and cleavage. The transcript is spliced from 2 exons. Gene Ontology annotation, molecular function: nucleic acid binding; tRNA-intron lyase activity. Lineage: Eukaryota; Fungi; Ascomycota; Saitoellomycetes; Saitoellales; Saitoellaceae. Gene Ontology annotation, cellular component: tRNA-intron endonuclease complex. The coding region runs from base 160 to 1089 and encodes 309 amino acids.